This is a messenger RNA of Acanthosepion pharaonis, 777 nucleotides long. The record is from the annotation of a GenBank genome assembly. NCBI's taxonomy places the organism in Eukaryota, Metazoa, Mollusca, Cephalopoda, Sepiida, Sepiidae.
AUGCCUAUUUUUCUGCAUCUAUCUAUCUAUCUAUCUAUCUAUCUAUCUAUCUAUCUAUCUAUCUAUCUACACAUCUAUUCAUAUCUAUCUAUCUAUCUAUCUAUCUAUCUAUCUAUCUAUCUAUCUAUACAGUCUAUUCAUAUCUAUCUAGCUAGCUACCAUAGUCUGUUCAUAUCUAUCUAUCUAUCUAUCUAUCUAUCUCUCAUUCUUUUCCGUCCAAUGCGUCUGUGUUCUCUGUCUGUCUCUGUCUCUCGAAGCGCGCAGUGCAGAAUAGUUGAUAAUCUAUCUAUCUAUCUAUCUAUCUAUCUAUCUAUCUAUCUAUCUAUCUAUCUCAUUCUCUUUCGCUCUCUCUAUUUACCUAUCGCACUUUUUCAUCUCGCUCCCAUCAUAUUCUCUCUCUCUCUCUCUCUCUCUCUCUUUCUCAGACUAAUUCUCUUUCGCUCUCUCACUUUGUUCAUCUCACUCACAUGUUCUCUCUCAGGCAAUUCACAUCUAUCUAUCUAUCUAUCUAUCUAUCUAUCUAUCUAUCUAUCUAUCUAUCUAUCUAUCUAUCUAUCUAUCUGUCUAUCUAAUCCUGUUAUUUCUUUCUUUACCUAUCUUUGUUUAUCCUGCUGCCACCAUAUUCUCUCUUUCUCUCUCUCUCAGCCAGUUCAUAUCUAUCUAUCUAUCUAUCUAUCUAUCUAUCUAUCUAUCUAUCUAUCUAAUGCUUUCUCUUUCUCGCACUUUACUUAUCUCACUCCCACCAUAUUUUUUCUAUCUAUCUAUCUAACCGAGUAA